UAAUUUCUAUAUGCAAAUUCAGAAGUUGAAGGAUUUGUACGAACAUGUGUGUUUAUUUGAUAUUAAAAAAAAUGUUAAGAUAUGCGCAUAAUGAGAUUUGCAAAAUUUAAAUAUGGCGCAUCUGCCUCUUGCGCCGUCGUGACGCUCGAGAGUUCUUUUUUGAAUUUUCCUUACGAAAAGACACAUGACGUUAAAUGUCAUCGAACACGUUGCGAUUUGGUUUGCUUCACGAAAGGGGAGGUGUGUGCUAAUUAUUCUAAUUUGCUUGCCCGGUGCGGACAAAAGUAACUUCGAGAGUAUCUAUCGAGUUCGCUCUCUUACAAGUUUCAUUCGUCCGAAUCGAAUUAUUCGCAAACUUUCAAUAUGUCAACACCGAAAAAAUGUCAGGCGACUUUUUCACGAUAAUUUGACGUCAAAUUGCUCCAAAUAUGGUUCGAACAAUUGUGAUAUACGUUGUAAGACAAUAAAACAAGCGGUAAAUGUGGGAAUUGGAUGCUCGUUAUUUUGUAAGCGAUUGAGUUUGUCGGAGUUAAAAUGUCCAGUUCUGAGGCUGGCGUGGGGUGCAUUAGCGAAGUAACACUUGCAAUUAGUAAAGCGAGAAGUUCUCAAGCAGGUACUGUGAGAGUUCUCGAUAGUCCUGACUCCGAUGGAUCCGGCCAAUCGAAUUCAUUCACUGUGCAACGAUACGACUAUACCAAUGAGAACAAUCCCAACACAAAUGUUCUUCAUCAAUCACCCCUCACUAGCGAUGACCUGAGAAUACCUAUUGUCGGUUAUGAGAUCAUGGAGGAGAGAGCCAGAUUUACAGUAUACAAACUCCGAGUUGAAUUGAAAACAGGUGAUUGCUGGUUUGUAUUUAGAAGAUACACAGACUUCGUUAGAUUGCUGGCUCAAUUGAAGAGACAGAAAGUUCCUAUUGCUCACUUGUCAUUACCAAGAAAAAAGUGGCUCGGUGAUAAUUUCGCUCCCAGCUUCCUGGAAGAGAGAAUACACGGGCUUCAAGCGUUUGUCAAUGGCAUAUUGAGCAGUCCGAUUCUGAUAGGCGUUUCGUGCGUGAGAGAAUUCUUCUGUUUGGAUGAACCUCCUGUGUUGUCCGAUACGGCAGAAGAAUCUAGAGCAAUAUUCGAAGCACUGGAGGAUACAAUUUACACUUUGAGGCAACAAUUGAGAGAAUGUGAAGCGGCGCUUACAUCUGAAAAAGCACGAUAUAAUGAAUUACGAAAGAAGUUCCAUCAGAUAUUAAGUGAGAGACAAACCUGUUCGAAAUGUGGUGCAACCCAGUAGCAAUGUUGUAGAUUGGAUCGUGUGAUGUUCUAGAUCUAAUAAUGUUAAGUUUUAUAGAAAUUGAAAAGAGCAAUGCUGUUAUACAAGAACAUAGAAUACUACGAAGAAGAUAUUUUUUACAGACUUGUUGCACAAGAUAUUAAAAAGUAUUUUAUAUGUAGGAUAUUUUAUUGUAAUUGUUAUAUCGGUAGCAAUGUUAUCAGUAUUGCAGAAAGUUUUAUUUAUGUUUGAUUGCUUUUUUGUCAAAUGUAUCACGAGUAUUUUUACCUAUAGAUCUACAUUAUCUCUCUCACAUAUAUACAAAAAGUUUGUAUUUUAUAUACAACUCGUCUUUUAUAUGUAUUUACAAUUUUAUUCUAUGAAGAAGUGCUCUUAUAUUAUCAUAAUAUUAACGUCCAAUUACACAAAUCGAUUAUCUUAAAUCGAUUAUCUAAGUGUGAUAAUCUUUUUGAAAGUUUUACUAUUAAAUAUCAUACGUUCCAAAGGAUUGAAAAAGUAGUUUUUUACAUAAUUACAGCAAUUUCAAAUUUUGUCCAAUAGCACAAAGGAAAACUACGGGAGAAUGAAAUAUUGGGUAUAAAAGUAAUAUUUUUUAAAUAAGUUUUUAUCUCAUCAAAUCUCAUUUUAGAGAAAUUUCAUUGUAUCUUAUUUAUUUGAAAAAAAAUUAUCGUUAAUUGUGUCAAAAUAUAAGUAAUACAGGAUGUUCAUUAAAAAAAAGAACUUUCGAUAUUCAAAGAAUUGUUGAUAAAAUUUUCUUCUCGAGAUAAUUUUACUCUUUGAUAUAUUUCACAAUUAGAAAAUCUUAUUUAUCAAGAUUGAGUUAACAUUCUGUAAUAAUAAUUGAUUUGCUUAUAUUUCUUAGCGUGUUAUAAAAACCUGAAAAGAAGAUUGUCUUUUAAUAAUGUCGAUUUAAAUGUUUUUAUUUAUAUUAUUUUCUAUCUAUAUAUAGCAUAUACAAUGUUGUUGUUAGAUAUAAUAAACGUGCGACAUACACAUGUAUUAAAAAAAUAAUAUAUUACAAAUUACGUGUAACGUGUUAUUUUAUCGUCUGACACGCUUAUUAUAUCUAAGAAAAUGUUUGAAAAGUGAUAUUUAUUGGCACAAUAUAUAGCACAAAAAUAUACAAAACGUUUAUCUUCUAUUUAUACACAUUUUUCACAACUACCUAUUUAUAUAACAUAUACAA
This is a messenger RNA of Pseudomyrmex gracilis, 2470 nucleotides long. RefSeq names its product sorting nexin-16 (gene Snx16). Bases 535 to 1284 code for a protein of 249 amino acids. Gene Ontology annotation, biological process: endosome to lysosome transport; early endosome to late endosome transport; protein targeting to lysosome. Lineage: Eukaryota; Metazoa; Arthropoda; Insecta; Hymenoptera; Formicidae. Gene Ontology annotation, molecular function: phosphatidylinositol binding. Gene Ontology annotation, cellular component: extrinsic component of endosome membrane; late endosome; early endosome. The record is from RefSeq and is a predicted model, not a curated record. The transcript has 5 exons.